AUGGUCGUCGAAACAUCGAAAAAGGCAGACGACAAAGUCGGAGACAACUACUACCAACGGAUUCUUAUCACUGGUUUACGAAGGUCAAUCAUUCCACUAGAGAUAUGGGAUCUUCCUGGAAGCGAAGAUAUACCCGAAACAGAUCUCACUGGCUAUUUACGGGAUGUUCAAGCUGUCGAUCACUGGUUCAAUGCUAUUGCACAGUUUGCAGAUAUGCUUGCUUUUGCAACUGAGGCCAAUGCCGUACAUCUCGUCUUUCAUCUCUUUGUGCACAAGAUGGAGACACUCGCCAACGAAAAUAAGCAAGCCAAGUUCAGCGACGUUCAACGGAGAAUAGCCGACGAAUUGGAAGGUCAAAACCUCCAUGACAGCCCUCUUGCACGGUCCAUGAUGUUUCAUGCGACAUCCAUAUACGACCAUACCAUAUACGAAGCUUUUUCAAAUGUCAUCACCCGCAUGAUACCCACAGACACGCUGGGACAAUACGAAAACCUGCUCAACUCUGUUCACAUCUCAUGUGGAAGUCAAUAUGCUUUCCUCUUUGACUCAAAGGCUUGUCUUCGAGUUUCGGCCAACCAGGAGACACAUGAAAUGCCAACAUUUAGCUUAAGCGUCGAGUAUCUCAAGCUUCUGACCGCAAUGUCUGGGGUCAUCGGUACAGGAUUGCGAGAAGGAGAAUCAGACGGGACCUAUUCGUGCCAAUUAAUAUUGAGCGAAAGCACGAUCGCAUACUGGCAGAUCAACAAGUGGGUCUAUUGGCCGAUUCAUUUCGUCAUAGAAUUUGACGAGGAUGACAGGGAACUGAGUCUCAUAAUGGGACUCUCCUCGCAAGUCUGGAAGGACCUGCGAGGGACCAUCGAAUACAAUGUCCUUCUCUACCGAGAGACACUCUUACAAGUCCUUGAUCUUAUAGAGCAACACAGAAGGGCAGCUUCAGCAUGA
Molecule: messenger RNA, 942 nt
Organism: Serendipita indica DSM 11827
Lineage: Eukaryota; Fungi; Basidiomycota; Agaricomycetes; Sebacinales; Serendipitaceae
Source: the annotation of a GenBank genome assembly